CUAUACGUUGUGACUGAUAACACAUGACUGGAUUAGUGAAGGGUAUAAGGACCCUCGCUUUCAUCUGUCCAAAUUAGUGAUUAAUUCAAGGAGAAGGUAGAGGUGUAUUUUUAAAAACUCUGACCAAGCCACUUUAACCCAUGCCCAACCUAACACCUGGCGCCACAUGGUAAUGAAAAAACAUCACAUAUAAUACAGAAUGGCGGUUGAAAUACAUUAUAUAGGCUAGAUAUUUUAUACAAGGUGCUUCAUUAUAUUGCUAUUUCCAGCACCAUUUCCAGUUUUACAGUAGAAAGAAUAGAGGUCUGUGACGUUCCUAAACGCGUUGCCGUUUAAUCACCAGCAGGUGUCGCUCCAGACAGUACUUUGCACUUGUCAACUUCCGUUUAGAGACGUAUCAUCACAGACAUGGCGGCUAGCUCACGGCGGAAUCCCCCUCCUCUCCCUGGAGCAGAGAACCAAGACCCACUUUCCGAAAUGGCAGAUGAAGACAGUGACGAAGGGGAGGAUAUAUUCGUUGGCAAUAGCAACCCUGUUGCAGAGGCCUUUCAGCCUGACACAGCCAAUGGUGAAGAACCAGCUGACCUCUUCAGUGAAGCAGAAACUAGCACCGCUGCCAACAGUUACAUCACAAACUCUAAGUCCAACGGUGUCCAUUCAGACAAUGAGAAUGAUCUAUUUGCAGAGGUCUCGGUGGAGCUGUCCAUGGAGAACCCCAGCACCACAGCCAAGUCCUCUGGAGCUGAAUUCACCCCAUCACUUACACUAUCAGCAACACAACCUGAGUCUAUGGAGCAGUUGGAAGAGGAAAAGGAUGAGGACAGCUUUGACAUGGAGGUUGCUGUCACCAAUCCAGAGAAAAUUGGAGAUGGCAUGAACGCUUACAUGGCCUACAAGGUGUCCACUCGGACUACAUUACCCAUGUUCAGGAACAGGACAUUCUCGGUGUGGAGGAGGUUCAGUGAUUUCCUUGGUCUGUAUGAGAAGCUGUCAGUGAAGCACUCUCUGAACGGCUGUAUCAUCCCUCCACCACCAGAGAAGAGCGUUGUGGGGAUGACCAAAGUGAAGGUGGGAAAGGAUGACUCUUCCUCGGCUGACUUUGUGGAGAGGAGGAGAGCGGCUCUGGAGAGGUACCUGCAGAGAGUAGUGUGUCACCCAUCCCUGUUACAAGACCCUGAUGUCAGAGAGUUCCUGGAAAGAGACGAGCUGCCUAGGGCGGUGGGUACACACACACUGAGUGGAGCUGGUUUCCUGAAGAUGAUCAACAGAGCAUCAGAUGCUGUCAGUAAGAUGACCAUCAAGAUCAGCGACUCGGAUGCUUGGUUUGACAACAAACUGCAGGAGGUGGAGAGCGAGGAGCUGCAGCUGAGGAAACUCCAUGCGGUGGUGGACUCCCUGGUCAACCACAGAAAGGAGCUCUGCGGGAACACAGCAGUGUUCGCCAAGAGCAUGGCCAUGCUGGGCAACUCGGAGGACAACACAGCUCUGUCCCGGGCCCUCUCCCAACUGGCUGAGGUGGAGGACAAGAUGGAGACGCUACACCAGGAGCAGGCGGCCAGUGACUUCUUCAUCUUGGCCGAGCUGCUGGCCGACUACAUCCGCCUACUAGGGGCCGUCAGGGGCUGUUUUGAGCAGCGCAUGAAAACGUGGCAGCGCUGGCAGGAGGCUCAGAGCACCCUGCAGAAGAAGAGGGAGGUUGAGGCAAAGCUUCUGUGGGCCAACAAGCCUGACAAACUACAACAGGCCAAAGAGGAGAUCACUGAGUGGGAGGGUAAAGUCACUCAGUACGAGAGGGAUUUUGACAGGAUCUCUGUAACCGUCCGCAAGGAAUUCCUCAGGUUUGAGAAAGAGAAGUCCAAUGACUUCAAAAGCCAGAUAGUGAAAUAUCUGGAGUCUCUUCUACAGUCUCAACAGCGGCACGUAAAGUUCUGGGAAGCAUUCCUGCCUGAAGCAAAAGCGAUAGCAUGAUGAGGCUUGAGGACGUUAGGAAGAGAACGACUGCCUUUUUGAACACUUUACCUCCUGACUCUGUACCCAGAAGACAAUGCAACAGAGGGGACAACUACUCUACAUCUCAUCCAUAUUAUUUUAGCAUUAGUGAUUUAUUUUCCAGCUUUUCAGUAUGCUCUACAUCGGCACAAUGUAUCGAUUCAACAGAGAUGAAUUUGACAGUCUAGCUUUUCUAAGUAAACAUGUCAGUGGUGUAAGUGGGAUAUGUUUACUCCGUGUUCUUGGGCCACCCUUACUCCGAUAGGAAGAGUUUGACUUAACAAUCCUAAAGUGUUCACGUUUUGAGGUACUUCCCUAGAGUAGUAGUGUUUGUUUACAGUGGAGGGCAGUUCAUAACUGUUUACAAAAGCUCAUGAAAUAACUUUUGGAUCCACAAAAGCAUAGAGGGGAAUGUAGUAAAUUGUGUGUGUCGUGUGAAAUACCACUUUGACUAGAGAGCUCAUUCAAACUGAUAGACGGACUAAUACCAACUGUCCUCAAUUUGUGCAUUUGCAGACCUACAGUGAAGGGACAAAAUAAUGGAAGCAUGGAGUGUAUGUUUAUGGUGACCCAUCAGAUGAGUGUGCCUGCCUGUGUCUGUGCGUGUUCACCAUUGUUUGAUCAUCAGUUGAUAUACAUCUGUAACCUCAAAUAAUUAUGAUCAACAACAGUCUUUCUGAACUGACCAUCAGUAUAUUUUUUACAUCUGUGUUCAAACAUGUAGCCUCAUUGAAUUCAAUGUGAUUGUGAAAUAUGUCAUGUUCAGUGUUGGGAAAAGUACUCAAUCGUCCUACUUGAGUAAAAGUACAAAGUAAAGGUCAAUGCUAUACAUAAAAUUCCUUAUAUUAAGCAAACCAGAUGGCAUGAUUUUCUUUUUUUAAAUGUAUUUACAGACAGACUGUGGCACAUAAUUCUAUUCUGCCUCAGCAUUCAAAAUGUAAUAAGUUAUUUUGGGUGUUGGGGUAAAUGUAUGGGAGUAGUACAUAUCUUUAGGAAUGUGGUGGAGUAAAAGUAGUCAAAUAUAAAUAGUAAUGUAAUGUACACAUACCCAAGUAUUUUUUUCUUCAGUACUUUAAACCAAUGGUCAAGUUUCCUCGCAAUUUUGAUAAACUAGCAACAGUGCUUGACUUGGACUGAAAUAGGUGUCAGUACUCAUUUUGUGUGCUGGUACUGUUAAGGUGCAGGAAGUCCAUAAUACUUUUGAACUAAAUAUUCUAUAUAAGGUGCAGGAACUCGAGCAGUAGAAAAUUAGGUGCCGCUAUUCAGUUCCGGUUGGGGUUAUACCCAAAUCCAGCACUGACUAGCAGUGUGUAAUGAUGAUGAAAGCAAAGUGAUAACAAGUGUUGACUCCUUUAGUUUUCUUACCCAACAUUUAUAUGAGUGUCUGUUCUUUUUCCUCGAGAUGUGCUUUAUUUUUGUAACCACUCGCAUUUAGAUAAGAUAUUCCUGAAAAUUAUAUAGAAGUGAGUAAUAAAGAUGAUUGACUGAACUUUG
Messenger RNA from Oncorhynchus kisutch (coho salmon), 3483 nucleotides. RefSeq names its product sorting nexin-1. The transcript has 15 exons. Gene Ontology annotation, biological process: early endosome to Golgi transport; intracellular protein transport. Lineage: Eukaryota; Metazoa; Chordata; Actinopteri; Salmoniformes; Salmonidae. The coding region runs from base 409 to 1968 and encodes 519 amino acids. Gene Ontology annotation, cellular component: endosome membrane; endosome. The record is from RefSeq and is a predicted model, not a curated record. Gene Ontology annotation, molecular function: phosphatidylinositol binding.